This is a messenger RNA of Brassica oleracea var. oleracea, 715 nucleotides long. RefSeq lists its product as uncharacterized. The record is from RefSeq and is a predicted model, not a curated record. Bases 14 to 715 code for a protein of 233 amino acids. NCBI's taxonomy places the organism in Eukaryota, Viridiplantae, Streptophyta, Magnoliopsida, Brassicales, Brassicaceae. The transcript has a single exon.
CAGCAAAGUUAUAAUGUCUUCUCGACAAUCAGUGAGGCACCCGAGUCACAACCAUCCAUUGCGCAGUCACAAAUGCGAAGCAAAAGACGAAAUCAUCUGCUCAGGUUGCGAUCUCGAUCUGAUUGGUGCAGCUUUCAAAUGCACAAAAUCAUCAGAAUGCGAUUACUUCUUGCACAAGUCAUGUUUUAGCCUUCCACGUGAAACCAACCACAAAUCUCACCAACCCCACUGUUUGACUUUACUCUACUCCCCAAAGUCAAUGUACACGUGUCAGGCUUGCGGUGAGUACGGAUCAAGUUUCACUUACAACUGUUCGAUCUGUCAGUACGACGUACAUGUCGGAUGUGUUUCAAUGCCUGAAACCGUGAAGCGUGAAGAUCACGCACAUCCGCUCACUCUUCUUUACAGUUCUCCUUAUACCGAACCCGGUUUAGUUUUCACCUGCGAUGUCUGUAAGGAAACCGUACCGGAUAAUCUCUGGGCGUAUUACUGCAUGGAAUGCGAUUACGGUACACAUUUACACUCAUGUGCGAAAGAGGAAGAAGAGGCAAAGAAAGGAGAAGGAGAAGGAAGCAAAAGCUCGGCGAAGCAAGAGUUAGCUGCAAUGCUCGAGGCUCAAAGAGAGAUGGAGAAUAUGCAGAUUGAGAUUCAUUUGGCCAUGCAGAGUGCUUUGUUCGCCAAAAAGGCGAAUAAGGCAGCUCUCAGUUAUAUCUAG